AGGGAUCUGAGACAAGCUGCUUUUCUGACACUAGCAGUAGUGUCUAUUCUUGAUUGAAUUUCUGACUUGACUGACUGACUUGUUAACUUCUGCUGUGAUGGCAAUGCCUGCUGCAAAGAGUAGCCAACAGUGCCCAUAUCUGACGCUGAUGUAGUCAGUAUAUCUAUUAGACUAUUAGUUUCAAGGAACUGUUUCUGUAACCACACAAUAGAUCGAGCCCAUGAUGACACAUAGGCAAAGUGCAUAAUUGAUUGUAAAGAGGUCAUCCCAAAACCUCCGUAUUUGAUUGGCAGUACAACCUGAUCCCAUUGGCUUGAUGUUAUACUGUUACAGCAUAGCAGACUGCAGAAAGUUUUCUUAGUCAAGCCAUCGUGUAUUGAAGCUGCAUGAGAUAAACUGCUUGGUCGUAUUGAUCGAGCUAAAUGGUCAAGACGUCCUACAUGACAGUUGUCUUAGUAGAAGCAUGAAACUCUACAGAUCAGUAAAACCAAUCAGUUUGUCACACAGAUCUUUUCCCCUCUAUAUAUCUGUCUGUCUGUUUGUCUGUCUGUCUGUCUGUUUGUUUGUCUGUUUGUCUAUUUGUAUGUAUGUAUGUAUCUGUAUGUAUAUAUGUAUGUAUGUAUGUGUGUCUGUCUGUCUGUUUGUCUGUUUGUCUGUCUGUGUAUCUGUACGUAUGUAUGUUCUGUGUAUGUAUAUAUGUAUCUUUGUAUGUCUGUCUGUUUGUCUCAGUUCAUUUCUGUUUGUGUGCCUGUCAGUUGUUUAUUAACAUUAACUAUAGCAAUGACUUUUCUUGUUUGUUUCUUUGUAUCAUUUGCUUACACACUGUUAGCUGUGCAUGUAUAUAUUCAUUAUACAUAAUUAGUCUUUGGUUGCUUCAGUAGUUUUGUGCAGUAGAAUUAUUCUUAGUGGGCAAGAGGUACAGCAACACUCAUGUAUUGAAAAGAGCAACAUUUUAGUUAGUUUGUGCAUCUGUUUGUCUUUGUCUGUUUAGUUUAUUUGUUACUAGCUACAAUGCCCGGCUUUGCCCGGGUGCAUUCAAUUGUGAGGAAUUACCAUGAAAGUAUCUUAAAAGUAAAAAAACACUAGUGCAAAGCAAAGCACAGGGCACCGGCUACCGCGAAGAGCACCAGUUGCUUUUCGAAAGUAGAGAAAGUCAUGUGCUAAAGCAGGAGCAGAAAGGGACAGCGAAGCUGAAACUGGCUGGAUUUAGAACACUAAACAAUUUGGUUGUGAAGUUGGACUAUGCUCAUGAAGUGACAUUUGCUUAUUUUUCUGUGUUGAUGUGAUGCUUUAUUUUGUGUGUUUGUGUAACAGCGCGAUCAUGUGUUUGAACUCAGUUUAGGUGAUGGAAGUGUAUUGUUGUUCCAGGCACCAUCUGAAUCUUCUAUGUUGAAAUGGGUUGCUGUUCUUAACGAUGUCAGUGAAGCUGCAGGCAUUGAAUCAGAUGGAGCAAUUGAGGACGUGACGGCAAUAAUCUUGAAACAACUGGAGCUUGAAAAUCGACGAAGACGAAUCACUGGAAAGAAGGCGUCUCAAGUGUCUUUUUACGAAGAUGAUGCUCAUGAUGCAGUUGAUUUUGACGCUGUGAAUGAUCCUCGGCUUCAGUGUCUGUAUCAACAGCUUCGUCAACGGGAAGAAGUUUUGAAGCAAUUGGAAGAGGAAGAAAAGGCUUUUCUUGAUGAGGAGCGUAGCAUUAUGGGACCGAAAGAGUUUGCAAGAGUUCACUACAUAGCCACAGCAAGCAAGAAGUAUUAUCUCAUUCCGGGUUAUCAACAGUCUCUCAUAAAGCCCGGAACCAAGUUGACUAUCUUUGGUCAACUACCUAAUGGCCGGUGGAGAUGCCGAGCUGAAAGAGAAGGAUUUGCGGACGUUUACUGUGAUUCGGAUGGACAACCUGGCUUGACCAUUACAAUCAGUGAUGAUCCGAACGCCGAGUAUUCGCUGUUGAAUGAAUUUAAUAGACUGAGUAUAGUUUCUGAACCGGGAAUAUGCACUGGUGCUCCUCUGUUUAAGAAGCAACCACUUUGCCUCACUAAAUCAAACAGCGUACCGUCAUUUUCAAGUGACGUGUUGAAAAGGGCGUCAGAAAUUACUCGUAGGUCAGUAGACAGCUCAAAGGAUUUGUUAAAUGAGACAACAGCAACACCUUCGGUAAUUAUUGCUAAUGCAAGUGAUGGUAUGGAUUCUGUGUUUGAUGAAGCUCUCACUACUAACAUGAAACUGGACACAAACGCAGACAGUAAAGUGAUGGAUAGCAUGUCACCAGAACAGCAAGAAUGUGAUAAUCGUAAAGCUACACUCACGCCACAGGUGUCGUUAACUGACGAAGAGUUGAUCAGGAAAACUACUCUCAGUUCAAAGAGACUGAGUGCUGUUGACAUCGGUAAAAUGUUUUCUGGUCUUGACGUCACGUUGGCACAGAAUGACAGUACAUGUGGAUCUGGUUUAGCUAGUAGUCCAUAUGAUAGGCUGAGUAUGAAUGCAUCUGGUUCAUCUGGUUCUGAUAAAAUAGGCAAUGUACGCAGUGAUGUCCAAGUGCUUGCAAUGCAAGGACUUUUUACAGUAAAAGAAAAGAAGAAGGAAGAGCCAGCGAUAGUAACUGAAACGACAGAAGUGGUGUCAGAGGAAAGCCAGUUGUCAAUUGAGCAGUCCGUAGCAGAGAAAAGUGUUCAACCUGUUGAGCAAGAUGACAGGAGAGGAUACACAGCUACAUAUACAAUCUACCAAUCUGUUACAAGGAAGACGUUCCCUCUCAUUGGAAGUGUACCAACCAGUCUUCUCUGGGAGCUCCAGAAGGCUGCAGAAUCGAGUUCUCCUCCUCCGUCAGAGGACCCAGAAUCAUUGUCUGACUUGUCACCAGCUCCUUCUCCCAUUACAUCUCCUCUUAUACAAAAAUCCGGUCGCAAACAGACUGGAUUGAAGCUCUUUUCAUCUCUUAAAUUAGGCGUUGACAGACAUAAACAGCAUCUGCCUAGUUCUUUUGGUUCCAGGUCACCAUCAAGUCUUAAAAGAUUUUUUUCUCGGUCACCAAAAGUCAACAGAAAAUCAGAUAUGUCAUCUUCUUUACCAUUGAUAAGUUGGAGAGGUGAUCGUUCAUCAACGUUACCUCCUCAUGUAGAUACCAUGAUUGGGACAAAGGAAAGUCGAUCUUCGUCUCCUGCUAUUUCUCGUCAUUCAUAUGCUGGAAAUGAUAGACGUUCUCAAACUUUGUCAUCUGUGUCAUCUCAAUACAGUGAUUCAUCUCGCUACUCUUGGUCUCCUGGUACAACACGUCGUUCUGCAUCACCUACAAUAGUUCGUAGUGACAGAAGAGGUUCUAGCAAAUCUCACUCUUUAAGAAGGCAAAAUUCAGAUUCUACACUUGAUAUUGAGAGUGAAGAGAGGAAGUCUCCUCUUCUUAUUCGAAGACACACAUCUGAGAUCAACAGAAGAGGAUUUGAAAUACGACGGAAGAUAAGAUCAAAAGGAAUCAGUCUUAUUGUUGGAUCAUCAUCAUCAUCAUCUUCAGAAGAUGAAGUUUCUGAUGAUCAUUCAUCUAACACACAUAUGAUGCAGUCACGAGAGAAGCCACUUGUUGAUCAAUUUGGAAUUUUUAAGAACCAAGCAGACAGAAGGACUGCUCGUCCAAGAGCUGUGCACACAAUGACACGCAUUGACAAGGAAAGGGUGAUGAACUUUCCUGUUAUGCAAAGCAUUCAGGAGAAGAGGGAAGCAAUAAUGGCUUCUCUUCAGAGACAAACAACAGACACUAGUGCAGAUGAUGCUAUGGUGGAUGAUGCAACCAGAGAUGAACCAUUAACCCCUUUAUCGAGUGAUGGUUCAUCAACACCAACAAAGAAAUUGAGAAGCUUCUUUGGCAGUUUAACAUCGAAAAUGAAAGAUAGAAAGGACAAGGCAAAUCUGACAAAACCACGUGCACAAACUCUUCCACGUGAAUGGACAUCAUCAAGCAGCAGAUCACCAACUCCAGAUGUUGCGUCUCCUCCUCCUGUUGUAAAUCCUCCAAUGAACUCAAGACGGACUGUGUUAUUAGAAGAAAGUGAUGGAAGUUAUGGGUUCAAACUUGAAACAUACAGGUGGCUUUCAGCUUCUGGCGAACAGAAAAGGCAGACGUUUGUUGUUGGUGUUGAUGAAGACAUGCCAGCAUAUUUGAAUGGCUUGAAAGUAGGGGACGCCUUCUUAGAAGUCAAUGGAGAAAGCAUAGAGAAUUUGGAUCACAGUGAAGUUGUUGGAAAGCUGAAGGCUGCCAGUGGACCAAUACGGGUUGCUGUCAUGUUUAUUGACGGUGUGAAACGUAGUCGGUUGCAACAACAACUAAAUGGCUUGAAAAAGAAACUGAAGCAGAAGCAGAAAGAGCUGUGGGUAUUAUUUCAACGAGAAGCGAUCUUGACUGGCAACGUUGAUUCCGACGAAGACGAGAGUGAGUCUGAAGAUGUCGAAGGGCAAUGACAUGAGAUACAUUGCAUUCCAGGUUUUGAUCAUAUAUGUAGUGCUAAUUAGGCAAUUAAUUAUUUGUAAAUUGUAGUAACCGAUUUAUAUGCUUUCAAUAUGUGCUUUGGACUUAUAUAUAUAUAUAUAUGUACUGACUUUGAUGAUAUGACUGCUGUUGAUAUCAAUAACGCUGGAUGCAUUUUUAAGUUACUGGUAGAAUUUUUAAACAGUGUAAGAGUUUGUGAUACUCAGCAUCUGGAAUGUUGACAAUCAAAAGUUAAUUUUAAUGUUGAAUAAUGA
This is a messenger RNA of Corticium candelabrum, 4731 nucleotides long. RefSeq lists its product as uncharacterized. Lineage: Eukaryota; Metazoa; Porifera; Homoscleromorpha; Homosclerophorida; Plakinidae. The record is from RefSeq and is a predicted model, not a curated record. Gene Ontology annotation, molecular function: protein binding. Bases 1387 to 4449 code for a protein of 1020 amino acids. The transcript is spliced from 16 exons.